UGAAUACCAAAGUUCCCAUUCAGAUAUUAUGGAAAGAGUUAAUUCAGCUACACAUCAAUCCUAUUCCAAGUCUCCACAUCCAAAGAUGGUGCUUCUCAGUCUGGAGGUUAUCGCUAAGAUCGGAGCAUUCUUCGACAAGAAACUGCCAAGACAGGAUUUGCAUCAGUAUCUCAACAGUAUUAGACAGUUAGAAGCAGACACUCAGCACACCAUUGAUGAAGUUAUAAAAGAAUCACUGUCAGAUGAUGACUCUGAGAGUUCAGAUGGCUCUUCACUACCUGAUUCUGAUCAUAUAGAUCUUGAUGAUGAGACAGCCACUGAGAUCAAAGCAGAUCUUGAUGAACAAGAAGCACUUCUUCGUCAAGACUCCCACAAAACCAGACAAGAACUUAUUCAGAUGCGUGAUGGCCUCAUCUUGAGUUUGAUGCAAGAGUUCCACCCUGAGAAAUACUCAGAAGUCAAUGCCUUAGUUGAAACAUACACAGCAGACAAGCUAAAAAUUCUGUCAAAGAACACUUCAGGAGCAUCGAAUUCAGUGCAAGACUCUUCAGUGAGUGAUAGAAAGAAGCUGUGUUUCAUGAGAACCAACAAUGCUGCUUUGAUAGAGUCCAUUGAGUCAGAAGUUCCUGAUCUGCCGAUGAGCAUCAAAGCAUUUGCUUCAUCAAAACUUUCUCAUGAAGCUGAUGAGACUCUUCAUCAGAUUCUUGGCUUGAGCAGCUCAAGCGAACAAGCCCAGAGCUUUGCCAGCGAGUUCUCCAAGUUCUUGAAGAAAUGUCCAAAGAUCCCAUGGAGAUCAUCUGUCAUUGACAUUGAUCCAAGUGAAGUCGUCAAAGUAUUGGUUUACUUCUAUCUGUGUCAGUCUCCGAAGUCAGAUGCUGACAAACAAAGGAUUGAUUUCUGUUUCUCUGGACUCGUUGAGUGGUAUGCUGACUGGGCUGAAAGCCAAGGUGAAGAUCCUCAGGCAAUCAUCGAGCUUGCUGAUCAAACAGCUGAGAAAUUUGGUGGAGACUCUGCUAAGUUGGAACAGCUAAAGCACAUUCUCUUCGAUGAUCUGUCAGACAAUCAAAGAUAUUAUGUUAUUUGGAAUAUCUCAGUGUUUACUCUCGGAAUAGUCGAAGACAAACAUGAUAUUCACUAUAAGGUAAACCAAGCAGCUCUAGACUUCUACAUGUCGAACUUCUUGGCUCAGCUAUACUUGAUGGCCAAGGGCAAGCAAAUGUAUCUGAUGCUGUACAAGAAAAUAUCCAAGAUAUUUUAUGGCAGCAACAAAGACAUGUUUUCAUCAGACUAUUACAAAGAGUUCAUGACAAAGAAGCCGACAAACACAGUUGAUUACGUGUCCUUCAUAGAACACAUAGUUGAAAAUCCUGACUUUGAGAAGAGAUACAUUCAAGAUGCGAUCAAAUUAAUCUAUAUGUAUCAAGAAAGAUUCUCAAAAUAAGGAUUCGAACAUCACUGCAAAGCUUCUCAAGAAAAUAUUCAAGAAGUCUGCAGGCAUCAUUAAAGACAAUGACGGAAUUAUGGCUAGGUUUGAGUGAAUUACUCCAGAUGCAACAUUCUCCAAGCAUGCGGUGAUAGCUCUAUCAGGUUGGAUGAGUGAAUCAAAGUCUUCUCACAAGCGAGAAUGGAAAGGUUUAAUCGAGGCACUUGAACUUGAUUCGAGCUUUCCAAUCUAUUCUUUUUCAUGGGCUUCUUCUACUGUUUGGGAUAUGUUAAAGGCCUUAUUAAAGCCAAAAUGGUCAACCAUCUUGAAAUGGUUGAUUACGAAAAUAAAUAAGCGAUUAAAAAUCCCAGCGAAGAUCUUAGAUGUUAUUUUAAAGAUUAGAGGUCAGUUUAUAGAUAGUAUCAAGUCAGGAGAAGCAACAGGAAAGCUUCUUGCUCAUUCAUUGAUGUCUCAGUUCCCCUUCAAAGAUACUUCGAUAACUUUACUUGCAUUCUCUCUUGGCAACCAAACCAUUUACAGCUGUUUGGAAGAACUCAAAGCUUAUGACUGUGAUCACAUCAUUAACAAUGUGUAUUUUCUUGGAGGAGCUGUCUCAGUGCAAGACCCAACUGCCUGGAAGCAUACUCUCUCGGUGACCAACGGAAUCAACAACAACUGCUAUUGCACGAGCGACUUCAUCUUACAACUCUAUAGAUUUUCCCUCUUGAAGUAUCCAAUCGGGUUAAGCCCAAUUCUCGUAGACUCUGACAGAUACGAAGAAUCAAAGGAGGAUGAAGAAGAGAGUCCUGAUGGCUACAGACUAAUCAACCACGACGUAACUCAAGAAGCUAGUGGGCAUACCUACUACAGGCGUAAUAUGAAGAAGAUCCUUGGUAAGAUCGAGUUCAUAGGAUAACAUCAAACAUUUUGGGCAAAUUCAACUGUAUAAUUACUA
Molecule: messenger RNA, 2378 nt
Organism: Moneuplotes crassus
Lineage: Eukaryota; Ciliophora; Spirotrichea; Euplotida; Euplotidae
Source: the annotation of a GenBank genome assembly